Opisthorchis viverrini is the source of this 7076-nucleotide messenger RNA. RefSeq lists its product as hypothetical. Gene Ontology annotation, biological process: protein secretion. Lineage: Eukaryota; Metazoa; Platyhelminthes; Trematoda; Opisthorchiida; Opisthorchiidae. The annotation marks the transcript as partial. The transcript has 20 exons. The record is from RefSeq and is a predicted model, not a curated record.
GAUGUAUCCUCGGACGAACAGAAUGUCGGUGAAGUGCGUUCUCACUGGAAUGCUAAUCAAAAAGGUCGACGCAUCGACGCCCAGUCUAUCUGGCUGCCUUUAAUGUCCGCACUGAGGCAAGCAGACCAACAUGAUGCUCUUUCUGUCGCACUGGACUUGCUCGGGAUUGAUGUGUGGUGUGUAUCGGAAACAAGAAUUCGUGAUGCAAGCAAGGUGUUUGAACUAACCGCUCCAUCAGUCUCCAUUCGCUUCCGGCUACGCACCUCUGGUGAUCCAGAGGCUGCUGUGGCGGGAUGUGUACGGGUUGAUAUCGUCCAAAGUCACCGGAUGGAAAUAACCUUGUUUGACUGGAUACCUGUUGAUAAUCACCUCCGCGCGGUUCGUCUGGCAACGUCUGUGAGGGAGUCUCACAAGUUGCUCGAUGUCUGUCAAUCGUAUCUGCUUACGCCCCAACUGAUUGUAGCACCGACGCCGUCAGACUGGUUUUACGACACUGAAUGCCCUGUUAAACACGUCGCCUCAUAUGUAAACCGGUUUGUUCCCGAUUUGAACGCACUUCUGGUAAAGUUUGAAAAAGAAACCUUACGUCUGUUGACUUCGGAUGAGAAUCCCGGUGUCUCACAUUGUACACUUGUUCCCAUCCGUCCGGAAUUACCAACCUUGUAUAUCCGUGCGCAACUCGCCGUGUCUGUGUUUUCUCCGCGCGUUGGUAUGCAGAUGACAGCCACAGUCUCGGCCUUAAUGUCUCGUUUGAUCAUAUGCAAAACGGAUAUCCCAAAUGUCAGUUUAAGUGUUCCACUUUGUCCGGAAAAUGAUGUAUCCAACGCUAGCUUGAGUUCCGAGAAGAAGAUUAUGGAUACAACAGUAAGGGUAAACGACGUCAUUCGUGUUCGGUUGUCUGCGGUGUCCCUUCAUCCGAACGUAGUGUUGCUUCGUGGUAACCUCAUUGGUGUUCUCUCUAGUGACGCUGACCCGGUUCCAAUGCUAGCUAGUAAGGAUUUGCAUAAUUCGGGUGAUGGAGGUGACAGUUUAUUUGCAAAGGCAAGGAAACGUAGGAAGGCGAUUUCACCGGAUGUCUUGAAAUCGAAUGAAGAAAUGGUAACCAUCAAAAGUGAACCUGAACCCGAACAAUGGAUUCAAAAAAAGCGUCCUUUUACGGAGAAUGAGCAGCCCGUGGACAUGUCAUCAGCGGACUCGAGUGAUGUGAUAGAACCACCAAAGAAAAAGAAACGAAAAUCAGAGCUUGAAUUGAGCUCCUCUGUUGUCGGUAGUUUGAUCAAGCUGGCUUUACCUGCAUCCUCGGACGGAGUACAUGUUUCUGCAGAGGACUACAAAGUCAUUGUUGAGACGCCCGUCUCACAUACUUCAUCUAAAUCUUCCCCAACAACCAACCAACAUGAUGCUCUUUCUGUCGCAAUGGACUUGCUCGGGAUUGAUGUGUGGUGUGUAUCGGAAACAAGAAUUCGUGAUGCAAGCAAGGUGUUUGAACUAACCGCUCCAUCAGUCUCCAUUCGCUUCCGGCUACGCACCUCUGGUGAUCCAGAGGCUGCUGUGGCGGGAUGUGUACGGGUUGAUAUCGUCCAAAGUCACCGGAUGGAAAUAACCUUGUUUGACUGGAUACCUGUUGAUAAUCACCUCCGCGCGGUUCGUCUGGCAACGUCUGUGAGGGAGUCUCACAAGUUGCUCGAUGUCUGUCAAUCGUAUCUGCUUACGCCCCAACUGAUUGUAGCACCGACGCCGUCAGACUGGUUUUACGACACUGAAUGCCCUGUUAAACACGUCGCCUCAUAUGUAAACCGGUUUGUUCCCGAUUUGAACGCACUUCUGGUAAAGUUUGAAAAAGAAACCUUACGUCUGUUGACUUCGGAUGAGAAUCCCGGUGUCUCACAUUGUACACUUGUUCCCAUCCGUCCGGAAUUACCAACCUUGUAUAUCCGUGCGCAACUCGCCGUGUCUGUGUUUUCUCCGCGCGUUGGUAUGCAGAUGACAGCCACAGUCUCGGCCUUAAUGUCUCGUUUGAUCAUAUGCAAAACGGAUAUCCCAAAUGUCAGUUUAAGUGUUCCACUUUGUCCGGAAAAUGAUGUAUCCAACGCUAGCUUGAGUUCCGAGAAGAUUAUGGAUACAACAGUAAGGGUAAACGACGUCAUUCGUGUUCGGUUGUCUGCGGUGUCCCUUCAUCCGAACGUAGUGUUGCUUCGUGGUAACCUCAUUGGUGUUCUCUCUAGUGACGCUGACCCGGUUCCAAUGCUAGCUAGUAAGGAUUUGCAUAAUUCGGGUGAUGGAGGUGACAGUUUAUUUGCAAAGGCAAGGAAACGUAGGAAGGCGAUUUCACCGGAUGUCUUGAAAUCGAAUGAAGAAAUGGUAACCAUCAAAAGUGAACCUGAACCCGAACAAUGGAUUCAAAAAAAGCGUCCUUUUACGGAGAAUGAGCAGCCCGUGGACAUGUCAUCAGCGGACUCGAGUGAUGUGAUAGAACCACCAAAGAAAAAGAAACGAAAAUCAGAGCUUGAAUUGAGCUCCUCUGUUGUCGGUAGUUUGAUCAAGCUGGCUUUACCUGCAUCCUCGGACGGAGUACAUGUUUCUGCAGAGGACUACAAAGUCAUUGUUGAGACGCCCCACGUCGCCUCAUAUGUAAACCGGUUUGUUCCCGAUUUGAACGCACUUCUGGUAAAGUUUGAAAAAGAAACCUUACGUCUGUUGACUUCGGAUGAGAAUCCCGGUGUCUCACAUUGUACACUUGUUCCCAUCCGUCCGGAAUUACCAACCUUGUAUAUCCGUGCGCAACUCGCCGUGUCUGUGUUUUCUCCGCGCGUUGGUAUGCAGAUGACAGCCACAGUCUCGGCCUUAAUGUCUCGUUUGAUCAUAUGCAAAACGGAUAUCCCAAAUGUCAGUUUAAGUGUUCCACUUUGUCCGGAAAAUGAUGUAUCCAACGCUAGCUUGAGUUCCGAGAAGAAGAUUAUGGAUACAACAGUAAGGGUAAACGACGUCAUUCGUGUUCGGUUGUCUGCGGUGUCCCUUCAUCCGAACGUAGUGUUGCUUCGUGGUAACCUCAUUGGUGUUCUCUCUAGUGACGCUGACCCGGUUCCAAUGCUAGCUAGUAAGGAUUUGCAUAAUUCGGGUGAUGGAGGUGACAGUUUAUUUGCAAAGGCAAGGAAACGUAGGAAGGCGAUUUCACCGGAUGUCUUGAAAUCGAAUGAAGAAAUGAUAACCAUCAAAAGUGAACCUGAACCCGAACAAUGGAUUCAAAAAAAGCGUCCUUUUACGGAGAAUGAGCAGCCCGUGGACAUGUCAUCAGCGGACUCGAGUGAUGUGAUAGAACCACCAAAGAAAAAGAAACGAAAAUCAGAGCUUGAAUUGAGCUCCUCUGUUGUCGGUAGUUUGAUCAAGCUGGCUUUACCUGCAUCCUCGGACGGAGUACAUGUUUCUGCAGAGGACUACAAAGUCAUUGUUGAGACGCCCGUCUCACAUACUUCAUCUAAAUCUUCCCCAACAACCACUAUGUCUCAAGCCAUCGUGGAUUUAAUUACUUGUCUGAUACCCCAAGCACAUUCUCCUACUUCAAACCCGAGUGCCGAGUUGGCUUUGUGCGUCCAAUCUUAUACCGAGAGAGCUGGUCAAAUUGGAGACCUUUCAGGAGAACUCUCUGAUAAAGAGGUUCACGAGGCAUUUUGUCUUUGUUGUAUUGACUACUUGGAAAGAGUUUCACGGAUUUCUUCAGAACUUGCUACCUCAGGCGACCUCUUGUUCAGUGUGGCUCGUGAGCAGCAGUUGAGAAAAUGUUUGGAAUUCCUUAUUUGCCUCGGCGUGUACCCCAUGCUGGAUAAUGGAGUCGGUUUGCCAUUGAGUAUGCGAUUGGAUUCAGUGGCCUACAACUGUCCGAAUCAAUCAAGAUGCCCCGAUCGCUGUACGAAACUUUUGAAGGUCGCACGGUGCCUUAUCUUUCUCCGAGAAUCCAAACUAGUACAGUUGAAUCGCCUUAUGUCACCCGGAGUGUUUCUGGGUGAUCUUAUCACGUGUUUGGUUCAAAUCGCUCACGGACCCGUGGGUCUGGCUCCAACUGUAGACGGGCAGCUGCUCUCAGAGCAACGUAAAGCUUCUGCUGAAGCUAGAAAACAGUUAUGGAAAUUACUGUGUGAUCUACCGCGCCAUGUUGCUAUGAAAGAACUACUUAUCUUACAAGGUGGUGCCACAGGUGUUGUUAAGGUUAAAGGUUCCGUCCAAUUACCGUCAGCUCCUCGCUGGCUUCAAAAGAUAUGUGGAGGGCUGUUGUCUCGGUUACUUGUGCGUCCCUAUGGGUUCACUCAGGCUCCUGCUAGAUCGGGUGUGAAGGACUUGCUGUUGGCUACCGCUUCCCUUGCGCCCGGAGUAAUUUCAUCCACUUCCUCUGCUGGAUGCAUAAACUCUCUCGACCCACGACUGCAACCUGCUGUUGCCCAAGCUCUGGCCAGUAUAUUCACCACCACGCCGUCUUUUCUAAUCAAGCCAGCAGAACAAUCAGUUGGUGUGGUUCAACUGGAUUACAAUUCAGCCAUUGCGGCCCAGAUAUUGGAACUAUUCGACCUAAAGGAACAAAGGCAAUUCAACACUUCCACGGAUCAGAAUAAAAUGUCCGAUUCUCUCAUUCAGUUUGCCUACUUGGUGGCACUCACUACGGCCCAUGAAUUUUGCACACGUUAUCCCGAUCUAGGAAAGCAGCUCUACCUUUCUCCUCUUAUUGGCAUGCUAAGGCGCUUAGUCAUCCGGCCCGACGAUGUCUCUACUCCUACUGUUGCCGAGACUUCUACUGUCCCGGACUUAACCGAUGAAUGUGAACUGGUCACAGCUGCUGAGCUGAGAAAGAUACUUGAUGUCCUGAGAGAUCUUCUUGCCGUUCCAACGCCCUCCCAGACUGUACUCCUCGAAGCGCUUGAGCUAUCCCAACCGUUAUUUUGUCUACUUGUGCAAAUCAAAGCAGAUUCCGACGACGUUGACACAAAUCCCGAGUUCUCGUUCCAAUCCUCUCAGAGCACCAAUCAAACUAGUUCCCUCAAGUCAUUGCUCCUAGGAAUCCUUUCGCGUUUGCUGUCGUGUGUCACAGAAUCUCGAUCGGGUCACCUGAACAUCAUUCGGCAGUGGCUUGAACUACCCCCAACAACGCUAUCGUUUGUUACUCAAUCAAACAGUACGACAGAUACGCUGGAAAAUCGUCCUCUCACCAUAUGCCCCGUGCAUCCUCGACUGAAAUUCCGGCCACCACAACUAGUACGCGUCAUGGAUGACGAACAAAAUUUGGACCGAUCAGACUAUCGUGCGGUUCUGACAAGAGAAGGUGUGCCAAUAACCCAUCAACCGGAAAUGCUCACGCCUUUGGUGUCAGUAAUUAUUGAUAUGUUACAAUUUGUCAAUCCACGGCAAGCGAAACCUAAUGAAUCGAAUGGACGAAGCGUCCCACAUUCUCAGAUAAUUACUGCGUGCGCCACUGAUGGAGAUGUGGCAAAGCGCGAGCUACCCACGAUUUCGGCAGACUUAUUCAUCAGCCUGAUCGCUGAUCUGAAUGAUAACUUGAGGCCUCUUAUCCAACGACCUUCACCAGAGGUAGGUAUUCUACCAUUUAAUGAAGUCGGAGAUAUAUCGGUCGAGAAGAGCGCAAAAACAGGCAUCCUUUCUUCGCUUCUGGCUGCUGCAAUGCUGGAUUGUCUUGGGGAUCAAAUAUGGCCCGACGAGCCGGAGCAAGUUGUAAAUCUACUCGAGAUGACUCUUUCUCGACUGUAUAUGUUGAUGAGCAGACGCAUCGAAGCGGAAAUGGAAGAACUUUUGCUUGAAACACUGAGCCAAAUUUUAGGGAUUUUGGCCUUCUACACACAACGGUUGAAGCCUGGUGAAACAAAUAUCACAGACCAGUUUGGAAGAUUGCUGCCUAUUUUAUCUGACAUGGAAACCGAAAUUCGUGCCAAUUCAGUCGUUGCCAGUCGUGCGCAAUUGGAACUGUUACACUGUCUUCGUGUCAUGUUGGCCACACGUGGAGCAGUUGAUCUGACAAACAGCAAGGUUGAUUCUGUCCAACCUGAUCCGACGGCUUUAAAAUCUCCAAGUCCAGACAGGAUUAUAUCCGAAGCUAACCACAACGUGAUUGAAGAGAUUCUGCCAUCGGACUCCCAAACAUCGUCAGCGGUGAAUGGUGAAGAACCCUUAGAUCCUGAGCUUGAAGAAGCUUUUGAGCAAUUGAAAGACCCACUUGUACCUGUUCGUGGUCAUGCCCUUAUUUCUUUAAGUCGGCUUCUGGAAUCUCGGCACAAAUGCACCAUUGGCAAAGAGGAACGAAUAUUCCAGGUAUUAUUUCAUCACCUAUCAGAUGAGGACAGCUACGUUUAUUUGAAUGCUAUUCGUGGUCUGGCCGCGUUGGGUCACAGUUUAACUGAUCGAACUCUCACUGCACUGCUCGACCGAUUCCGUCAGUUAUGCAUACCCGUUUCAGGAAAGGAGCCUUCUCAACAGACUUCCCAUAACAGUCGUGUGGAAUUUAUAUUGAAACUAGGCGAGGCUAUAAUGCGAAUUUUACGAGACCUCGGUUAUAUGGCCCCAAAGUAUCGCACGCAAGUCUUGCACUGUAUGACCGUGGGCAGCAGAGACACGGAGCCGCUUGUGCGUGCGGCAAGUCUGUCCAAUGUGACAGAACUCUGUCGUCUCUUAAGACAUGCAAUGGGACCGAUAGUCUAUGAGAUUUUCUACCUGAUCGAACUACACCUUACUCAGGAUCAUUCACCAUCCGUCAGACAGGCAGCUGCCAACCUUGCUCGUGCUUUUUUCCUUGAAGAACAACUCCCCGAUUGGUUAGCACCGGAUGUGAUUCGGGAUCUCAAUCGACUGUUAUCUAACAGAAGUAAAAUCGAAAGGGAUCCCUGUGUCCUCGAACAACUUGAAGCGGCAUUGGGACAACUGGACAAAUGUACCCGAUCCAGUGUGUUCUUAAAACCGCUGACACCCGAAAGUCUUUUGAAAGAGAUUCGCAUUUCGAGACCAUUUUGAGCACAUUAUUUUACCGUGUACAGUAAUACACUCUGAUUCUUUCAACUAGUUAAUUUGGUACUCAAUUUCUU